GACGGAGGUUUUGAAAUGACGGAGGUAUGGCUGAAUUUACCGAAAUAGAAGAUGAUACCAUCACAAUUGAAACGCUCAAAGCUGCUUCAGGGGAGUUUGAUGUCACCAGCAUCCAUUACUUGGAUCUCAAACAAAAAGGCAUCGUGAAUCUCGGCUGUAUUGGGCAGUGUGACAGCCUCGAAAGAUUGGACGUUUCACGUAACAGUAUUUCAAUUCUGCUUCCACUUAAUAAUCUGAAGCAACUCACUGAUCUAAAUGUAUCAGCAAAUCAAAUCAAAACCUUAGACAUCUUGGGUGAAUGUCGUGAGAUGAACAUGAAGGCAGAAGCAAGUAUUGCAUUGACCAUGGAGUCAAUGAAGAACUAG
Anneissia japonica is the source of this 365-nucleotide messenger RNA. RefSeq names its product leucine-rich repeat-containing protein 61-like. NCBI's taxonomy places the organism in Eukaryota, Metazoa, Echinodermata, Crinoidea, Comatulida, Comatulidae. The transcript is spliced from 4 exons. Gene Ontology annotation, molecular function: protein binding. The record is from RefSeq and is a predicted model, not a curated record. The coding region runs from base 27 to 365 and encodes 112 amino acids.